AUGCUGUCCAUGUAUCCGCCGCCAGGCAUUCACUUCCGCAACCCUUUCGUCGACUCUUCGGCCUCGACGUCUCAGAACUUUAGCCACUCUCACUUCAAGCUCGACCUUGACAUCCAAUCUCCUGCUGGCUCGGCCAAGGUCACAUUCCCUACGAAUAAGCCCCUCACGCCACCACCGGACAUGAACAGCGUUGCCUCCCAUGUGCAGCCUCAGCACAGUAGCUACUAUGGAGAGAGAUCUUCUGCCACUCCGGUCAAAUACGAGCACCGCAAGUACGACCAGGCCACAUACGACCAAAGCCACAGUCACAGCCAGAACCAAGUGCACCUACCAAAGCCCGAUGUCAGCGCUGCGAAACCACCGAGUCCGGUCUACCAACCACACCCCGUACACUUCAUCGACCCUCCAACCAACAAGAGAGAUUCUCACAUGAGCGCAAUUGCUCCCUCGCUGCAAAUCCCACGAUCGGUGAACAGCAGCCAAGGGAGCAUUGCUGAGCUGGCAGCACAAAUCACAUGCCUUUUCUGGUUCGAGAGCUCUACCACGCUAGACCGUGCCGACGAUCCCACGACGACAUACAAUGUACAAUCGCUGGUACCCGAAGCCAUCCCUACAACAGGUUUCCGCAAGUGGGUGACAACCAUCCUGUCCACUACCCAAGUGACGCAGAAUGUCAUCAUCCUCGCUCUGCUGUUCGUCUACCGCCUGAAGAAGCUCAACCCGAGCGUCAAGGGAAAGCCUGGCAGCGAGUACCGCCUGCUCACAGUAGCACUCAUGCUCGGCAACAAGUUUCUGGAUGAUAACACAUACACAAACAAGACCUGGGCCGAAGUGUCUGGCAUAUCGGUGGCUGAAGUGCACAUCAUGGAGGUCGAAUUCUUGAGCAACAUGAAAUACGCCCUCUUCACAUCUGCCGAAGAGUGGGGACUCUGGCAGAGCAGACUGGGCCGCUUCGCCAGCUUCUUUGACCGCGCUUCAAGACCCAUGCCUCAACUGCCACACACCCUUCCUUCGCCUCCUACGUCAAAUCACGCCUCGCCUCCCUACUACAGUGCCUCCAACAACCCGCUCACUCAAUCCUUCCCUCAGUACCAAUCUCCUCUCGCCCAGCUUCCCGAUCUCGCCUCACAACUCUCGCGCAAGAGAAGUCUCGACGCCUACACGGAGCCUCCAGCCAAGCGCAUGACCCCGGCUUACCCUCCUCCUGCUCAGAUCCAUUCACAAUAUGCUCCGAGAGUCACUUUGCCAAGUCUCGCUCUCCCACAGCCUCACUCCCAGCACUCUCAGCACCUUCAUCCUCAACUGCCCCCUAUCAAUUACUCGCACCUCCCCAUGAACCAGGUGACCCAGCCCCCUAUUUCGUGGACCCCAGCAACUUCCAUUCCAGCUCCGAUCUCGCACGCCACUACGCCCAUUGGCAUGACUUCAAUGCCACAGUCUGUCGUUCAGUCGAGACAUCAGAGUCCAUUCCCUACCUCUGCUGCUGGUUCUCCUACCGACGGACACUACCAACCUGCAGGUCAGGCUCACCUCUCUCAGUUGUCGCCAUCCUACUUCUUGGCUCAGCGUAACAGCCCUUACCGACCAGUUCGUGGUGUUUCGACUCUGCUGGUACCCCCUCCUUCCCGCGCUAUGCAGCAACCCCAGAAUGUUCAGCGUGAACAGAUGCAUUAUCAGCCGCUUGGACGUCCCCAGGAGCGUCAACAAGGUCGUCUGCCUUAUAUCGAGAGCCAGUGGUUCGAGGGAAACCCUACAUCCGCCAACCAAUGGUACUCGCAGAACCAGCAACACCAGCAAUUGCCCCCCACCUCAUUUUACAACAGGGUCUAG
Molecule: messenger RNA, 1830 nt
Organism: Aureobasidium subglaciale EXF-2481
Lineage: Eukaryota; Fungi; Ascomycota; Dothideomycetes; Dothideales; Saccotheciaceae
Exons: 2
Coding region: 1-1830 (609 amino acids)
Biological process (GO): regulation of cyclin-dependent protein serine/threonine kinase activity
Cellular component (GO): nucleus; cyclin-dependent protein kinase holoenzyme complex
Molecular function (GO): protein kinase binding; cyclin-dependent protein serine/threonine kinase regulator activity
Source: RefSeq, a predicted model, not a curated record